Molecule: messenger RNA, 2467 nt
Organism: Lycium ferocissimum
Lineage: Eukaryota; Viridiplantae; Streptophyta; Magnoliopsida; Solanales; Solanaceae
Product: probable protein phosphatase 2C 72
Exons: 5
Coding region: 639-1616 (325 amino acids)
Biological process (GO): protein dephosphorylation
Molecular function (GO): protein serine/threonine phosphatase activity
Source: RefSeq, a predicted model, not a curated record
UGACAACAUCCUUACAUGUUGGAAUGAGACUUCUCAUUAAAAAACGUUCUAAACAAAUGGCUUUAAAAAGUCAACACAUUCAAAAUAAUGCAAGAUGUCCAAUUCAUCUUUGGAUUAAGUUACCAGCUCAAAAAGCUAAACUUCCCAUUUGGUCAUCCAAAUUAUACUCUUUUCCAAGGUUUAACUUACUACUCCAAACAUCCUUAGGCUUCUACUUGGAAAUUAAGAUCAUAAAUUGAUUGUCUAUAAGCUGAGGUGUUAAGGUGAAGAAAUAAAAUGCAGUCAGCAAUCUUUUGUUACCAUUUUUUUAAAAUAAAUUUUGUUAAAAAGAGGACAAAUCAACCUUUUAUUAAAUAAUUAGAGUUUACGUAUGCUAAUCCUACUAGGGUACAACUCAGAUGCCCCUUAAACUGAAUCUUGGGGUAGUCUCAAAUAAUAUAUCACAAUUAAGAAAGUGAAUUAUUGAACCUGAAUGAGAAUUUUUCUCUUCCUUGGGAGCCACAACAAUUUUUCCAGAAUAUAUUAAUCCCAUUUUUAACUCCUUGAAAAGGUCUAAGAAUCUCUUUAUAUAAAGGAUUCUCUUUCUGCACAAAUAAGGAAAAAAAAAAAAAGGAAUAGAAAAGAGCAGUUGACACACAAUGGGUAUCUGUAUAUCCACUGCAUCUUUAGAGAUUCAUGCUGUUGAUUUUGGCAAUGAAAAUGUGGUUCAUUAUCAAGACAACAACAACGGGUACCAACAAGUUGGUUCUGUUUUUUCUCAACAAGGAAGCAAAGGACUUAAUCAAGACUCUGCUAUUCUCUAUCAGGGGUAUGGUGUAGAAAAUGGAGCUUUCGGAGGAGUUUUCGAUGGGCAUGGAGAGAAUGGACAUAUAGUCAGCAAGUUAGUUAUGAAUAAACUGCCAUCUUUGCUUCUGAAACAGAUAGCCUCUCUGCCAAGAAUCACUUCUCUGGGCAAGAAUUUUAACAAGUGGAAAGAGGCUUUUCUGAGUUCCUUUAAGUUGAUGGACAAAGAUAUUAGAAGUAUAGAGAAAUUGGACUGUUCUUGCAGUGGAACAACUGCUGUGGUUGCUAUAAGACAGGAGGAUGAUCUGAUUAUCGCUAAUCUUGGUGAUUCUAGAGCUGUACUAGGAAGAAAGUCGGAGGAGGGAGUAAUUGAGGCUGUUCAGUUAACUACUGAUUUGAAGCCUAGCCUGCCUUCUGAAGCAGAAAGAAUAAGAAAUUGUGAUGGCAGAGUGCUAGCACUUCAAGAAGAGCCACAUAUAAAGAGAGUGUGGUUACCCCAUGUAGACGUUCCCGGAUUAGCCAUGUCUAGAGCUUUUGGAGAUUUCAUGCUCAAAAACUAUGGCAUAAUCUCUAAGCCUGAUGUCUCCUAUCACCAUAUAUCUCCCCAUGAUCAGUUUCUCGUUCUAGCAACCGAUGGGGUGUGGGAUGUGCUGAGCAACGACCAAGUUGUGUCAAUAGUAUGUGCAGCAAAUAAUGCAGCCGCAGCCUCAGAGGCAGUGGUACAGGCUUCUUUAGAUGCAUGGAAACAGAAGUUUCCUAACAGCAAGAGAGAUGAUUGCACUGCAAUCUGCCUGUUCUUGCAUCAACAAGCACCUCUGCAAAAUAGUACUUGAAGCCAAAGCUAUAUACAAGUUCAUUGUGCUUACACGUAAUCGACUAUCUGUCGUGCUGGAGUUGCGAAAGUUUGGGUGAUGCUAUUUCUAUUUAGCAGUGUAGAUAACACGUAAACAACUAUCUGUCAGAUUUUAAAUUCAAUGUAGAAAUUUUGGAGACAAAUGUAUGUAGACUACAAAGUCGUGAGAUGAAAGUAAAGCGUUUUCUUUUGCUUUUUAAAAAACAUAUACAAACAUUUUGUUUACAUAUUGCGCAGUCAUUUAUCUGAUAAGACCCUUCAGGUCGAGCAAUAAACAAGGAGAAAGAGAAACCGAAAAAUGAAAGGAGCUGCUUCACCAUAUCAUUACUUGUUAUCGACAAAAAUCAAAAACCUUAGGCACCAGGCAAUACUUCAAAAUUAUGGCCAAGAUUUUUGAAGUUUUAAUCAAAAGAAUAUACAGACAAAAAUCAAACCUUAAUGUAGCAAUCAAUACGACUUGCUUCUCUCCACUCUUCUAAAAAAAUUGCUAUACUUUAAUCUGAUUUGGAACAAUUUCAGGCCACUGCAAAGAUACGUAUUUACUCUUUUGAAUUAGAUGGAAAAAAACGACAGGGAAGAGAAUGGAUGCAAAAGUUCACAAGUGAAUUCAGCUUGAAAUCCCGUCAUAUCAGGCUUUUAAAAAAUCAAGUUGAUUCAUUUAUCAGAUUCCCUAGUCUAAGCUGAUCGCCAUUUGCAACUCACAUCAACUCUAUACAUCUUUCAGAUCACCUUAUCGCAGCAUAUUAUAUGAGCUAUUCUCAAAACAAGCUUCUUCAUUUUGGAGCAGUUCUUGCUUGAGCUUAUCCUACUUCAAUUGCUUCUGAUUUUUUU